GGGCCAGGCCCAAAACAACGAUGCCGCACUUAAGUUGUCAGGGCUGGAUAGAAAACGUGCGUGAGAAAAAAAUCAAACUAACUUCAGAGAUUCGCCGCCGCCACAUUUUUGAGUCAGGUAAAGUUGGGUUGCUCAUCCAAUCACCUUGACUGAGGCGCUGCAAACGAACAUCAUGCACUACUCUACAAUCCUAUACUAUAUAGUGUCGAGAGACUGUUGCGAAAACUCAUAUAAAUACGUUAUUAGCAUAAAUCGUUCUCAACAGUAAGAAAUGAAGCCGCGAACAGGACGGAUCGUUAACAGCAGACACCUCAACUUGCUUUAUGCAUUUCUGCCCCUGAUGAUAGAUGCAGUUUACGGGGCACCUCCGUAUGCAUCACCUUAUGGAAAUGCUUAUGCAACUCAACCCUAUUCCUCGCCAGAAGUGCAAUCAAUAUGGACUGGUGCCCCGAUUGUGGUGAAUGAUAAUCAGUAUGGUGCCCAGGAACAGCAGCAGUAUCCAAAUGUUAACGCUUAUUAUGGAGGGGAACCGAUUAGGCAACCCUAUCCAAAUUGGAGGAGGGAGGAGCUACCAGCGACACGUGCUCCAAAUCACAACUACAACAAUGUGCCAGGAUACUUUUACUACCAACAACAGGAAACUACACCAACGCCUCCUCUUCAGUAUUCCCAAUCCAUUCCGCCUCAACUUCAACCUUAUCCUCGAUUCACUUCCGAGUUGGAUUCCAGCGAUUCGCGUCGCGAGGAGGAGCAAGUGGUCCAAAUAGGAGGCAGUCGCUCUCUGGCCCCAAAUAACUACCAGAAUGUCUACAGCAACGUUGAGAACUUCUAUACACCAGCUCAACCCUGGAGGAGUCCCAAUUUCGAGGCCAAAUAUGCACAGCAUUAUGCCGACUAUUUGCGUAAAUAUCCCAGACGCCUGCAGCCAGUUUACAAUACCCGCGAAGAUGUCGAUAAGAAGUGAAUUUUACUCUGUGUUAUAGUCAAAUUGAAUAAAUCCUCUCGAGAGCCAUUACGCUUUGGUUGAAAGCGUGCCAAGAAAACAAUUGACCAAAAAAUUAAAACAAAAAUCUAA
Molecule: messenger RNA, 1075 nt
Organism: Drosophila ficusphila
Lineage: Eukaryota; Metazoa; Arthropoda; Insecta; Diptera; Drosophilidae
Exons: 2
Coding region: 272-964 (230 amino acids)
Source: RefSeq, a predicted model, not a curated record